GGUCGCUUUCAGGUGGUUCAGCAUUACCAGCUCGCGACGAUAAAGGCGGUUAAAGGCCCACCGAUAUCUGGAUUUAAAUUGAACGAGGUGCACAUCUAUAUUUUCAAAACAGUUCAGGAUUAUUAAUUUUGCGCCGCUCCCGGGAGGGUGAACCGGAUCCGGUUGGACUUCAAUUGGAGCGCUUUUGGAAGAUGAGUUCCACCAGAUUUCAAUUUGACCAGCAGGGUCACAAUGGCCGUCACGAGCGGAUUGACUUCUUAACCGACAAAGAGAAGGGGCCAUCGAAGAGGAAGCUCGGCAUUCUGAUCGGGGUCCUUGUGGCGCUUCUCAUCCUUGCGGCGAUUGCAGCGUUCCUCAUUUGGUUCUUUGUCUUUAAAGAUGCUGAUUCAAAAGCAGCCACUGUUAGUAAGAUGUAUGGCCCAACAGUGCAGGUCUUCAGUGGGCAUAUGAAGCUGGUUGGUGUCCCGUACAAGCAGGAGCUGGAGAAUACCGACAGCGAGGACUUUGAGCUUUUGGCAGACCAACUGGAGGCGCUCCUUGAGGAAAACUACAAGAAAGAUCCACUCCUCGGAAAAUACUACACUAAGUCUAGGGUCACUGCAUUCAGUGAGGGUGUAAUAGCCUACUAUUGGUCCCAGUUUGAUAUUCCAACCGAAGACCUGGAGGUUCUACCGGAGUUCUCAGAAGAGCUGGUGUUGGAGACACUGGAGAAUGGCAUAAAGGAGCAGCGCGGCAUGAGUAGCAAGAGCGAUGUCAAGAUCAGUGAGGUCACUGCUUCAUUCACAGAUCCUCGCAUGACCAGGAGCCCCAGGGCCAACGAGUGUUUCUACCGACUGGAGGCCAAUACAGUGGCACAAAGAUUUUCAUCACCAGGGUACCCAAAAGGCUACCUCCCCAAGUCUCGGUGUCAGUGGCAGAUCCGAGCUUCAGAGGACAACGCCAUCUUUGUCACUUUCCCUUUUUUCCACAUCGAGGAUGACUGCUCUGAUGAUUUUGUCUCCAUCUAUGACUCUCUGAGUCCAGAUGAUUCUCAGGCCAUCACAGAGAAGUGUGGUCAGAGACCCCCCUCCAACCCUCUGGCGGUGACGUCAUCUGGAAACAUCAUGCUGAUUAAUUUUAUUACUGAUUCUGUUGUCCAGAGGCCUGGCUUCGAGGCCGAGUAUAAAGCUAUCCCCAAGUCUAAAGUUAAAACCUGUGGCGGUGUUCUCUCUGAGAAUAAAGGAGUCUUCACCUCCCCACUUUACCCCAGCUUCUAUCCUCCCUCAGUGGACUGCAAGUGGACCAUCAAGGUCACUGUUGGGAAAAAGGUGCGCGUGAAGUUCACCAUGUUCCGCAUGAAAGAGCCUGGGGUAGACAUCCGUGUGUGUCACAAAGACUAUGUGGAUGUUAUGGGCACCAAGUAUUGCGGAGAGAUGUCCUCUUUGGAUCUGACCAGCGAAACCAACGUCCUAGAUGUGAGCUUCCACUCUGACGAGUCUUUCACUGACAAAGGCUUCAGUGCCAUAUACAGCGCGUUCGAUCCUGCCAACCCUUGCCCCAAUAAGUUUGCCUGCGCCUCUGGCAUCUGCAUCGGGGAAGAACUGCAGUGUGAUGGCUGGAACGACUGCGGCGAUAUGAGUGACGAGAUGAAGUGCCGGUGUGAGGAAGAUCAGUACUCGUGUGACAAUGGCCUGUGUAAACCAAAACUCUGGGUGUGCGAUCGCGUCAACGACUGCGGAGAUUGGAGCGAUGAGAAAAGCUGCAGUUGUGGGGAGAAUGAGUGGCGCUGUGGCGACGGGUUAUGUAUGCCUCAGGAUGUUGUGUGUGACCAGAAGAUGGACUGUGAAGAUGGAAGCGACGAGGCCUCUUGUAAAACUUCUCCGGGCAUCUGCUCUGACUUCAGCUUUAAGUGUAUGAACGCACAAUGUGUCAACAAGGUGAAUGCCCAAUGUGACCGUGUUAACGACUGCUCUGAUGACUCCGAUGAGGCAAACUGUGCUUGUGGCACCAGGCCCUAUAAGCUGAACCGCAUUGUAGGAGGGCAGAAUGCUGAGCUGGGGGAGUGGCCCUGGCAGGUCAGCCUUCACUUCCUGACCUAUGGACACACUUGUGGUGCCUCAAUCAUAUCGGCGAAGUGGCUCCUUUCGGCCGCCCACUGCUUUGUCACCAACAGCCCACAGAACCAUGUUGCAUCCAACUGGCUCAGCUACAGUGGCAUGCAGGACCAGUACAAACAGGACGGCGUUGAGCGCCGAGCAAUAAAGAAGAUCAUCACCAAUCCGGAUUACAACCAGAUGACCUUUGACUAUGACGUUGCACUGCUGGAGCUCAGCGAACCGCUGAAGUUCACCAACACUAUCCAACCCAUCUGCCUACCCGCUUCCUCCCACGUCUUCCCUGCAGGCAUGUCCUGCUGGGUCACAGGCUGGGGCGCGCUCCGAGAAGGAGGCUCAAAGGCACAGCUGCUGCAGAAGGCAAUGGUGAAAAUCAUCAACGACACAGUAUGUAACAUUGUCACUGAGGGCCAAGUCACCUCCAGGAUGCUCUGCAGUGGAUUCUUGGCUGGAGGAGUUGACGCUUGCCAGGGAGACUCUGGAGGCCCCAUGGUGUGUUUCGAGGAGAGUGGGAAGUGGUUCCAGGCCGGCAUUGUGAGCUGGGGUGAGGGCUGCGCUCGUCGGAACAAGCCUGGUGUCUACUCGCGCGUCAGCAAGCUGGUAGACUGGAUCAAGAAAGAGACAGGGAUUUGAGGAUGUCGAUAGGAGCAGGGAGGGAUGCAGAGAUCAACAUCAUAGUGCUAAUAUUAAUGGAGAUGGAACAUUUGAGUCUGAUUCAGGACAAGUCUCUCCAAGGUUUAUUCAUUUAGCAGCAGACUGAGGAUACUGUUGCACGGACCCAACCACUCGCAUCAAUGACUUAAAGCACAUAUUUUGGAUUCCAACUUCCAUUUUCCCACUACACACACACACACACACACACACAACAUUUUACUUAGUUUUAAAAAAUGUUAAAUUGAAAACUGGUGAGACGCCGUGAAUGUUGCACUUUGUCAGUGUGCUCAUGCUGUAGAUUGCUAUAAAUAUGGGGUUUUAUUUUGUAAGUAUUUUAAAGUACCACAACUCUCGACUGUAUAUAAAAACAAAAUAAAAAAUGGGGACAUAGGCACAUAGUCACCGGGAUGUCACCUAUUGGUUUGUGGACUGCCAUUUCUCAUAGAUUUAUGACUAUACGAUCAGACUUCUUUCUGCAACCAGAGGAGUCGCCCCCUACUGACUAUUAGAAAUAAUGCAAGUUUGUCAGAAAACACUGCUCCAUUACCACAGACCGGUUUUCACAUAGGAACAUAGCAUUGGUUUCCAGAUUGAUUAAAGCAUUUUAAGCACUUAUCUGCAGGACAGCCAUUAGUCUCAGAUUGUAUUUGUAUAGUACUUUUAGAGACACCAGCAUUAAUGUAAUGCAUAAUACAAGUAUUUAAGAUACAAAAAAUAGGAGAACAAGGAAGGAAAGAUCCAUGCAGGGACAUUUUCAUCCCAUACUAUAAUCAAUGGAAGCCAGAAGCGUAUACAAUGCAUAAAUAAAUCUAAAAGCUCAUGACCGUAAUGUUAAGUAUACCAGAUUUGUAGUCUGUGUGCUAAAACAGGCAAAACCACUAACAUGGAAAUAUGCAAGUAACCCUGAAGUUGUUGUUGAUCUGAACUAGAUCAGUGUUUCUAUGAAAUAUUAACAGAUGCUUACCGGCCUUGCCUGGUCUGUGAAUGAGUUGCCAAAAUGUGAUAUUCAUUAGAUUAGAUCCAGAUGGAUUUUGCACAGGUCUUCCUAGGUAAACUCGGGGUGAUUGGGGUCUUCUUCAGUCAGACACACCUGAGCAAACCAAUGAGGUCUUCACCAGUUUGCUAGAGCAAUGCAAUGAGUUCUUAUCCCAUAAGAGUUUCCUCUCUUUGGUAACAACCAACUCGGUCAACUUUUAAAUCUAGGAUUUGACUGGAUGGACUUAUACUGGAAAUAUUGUCUCCUGGAUAAGCUAACCAAAGAUUUACAUAAGUGUUAUUUAUUGAAGGGGAGAAAUUGGUUGAGGAUGAUGCUCUUUUCUUAAUUCCAUGGAGCCUUACAGUCAAACUAUGCAAGCAUAAAUGUGUAUUUUUAAAAUAUUAGGGACAAGCCACACUUUUUAGAGAGAAGAUAUUUUCACAAGCAUUUUACAGUGUGAUUUGAAAUAUGUGCAUAUUUUAUAAUCUUUUGUUUUAUGCGUUUCAAUACAAAAAAGGCGUCGUAAUAAAGAUCUUUUAUCUACCUAA
This is a messenger RNA of Cyclopterus lumpus (lumpfish), 4271 nucleotides long. It is a transcript of the gene st14, whose product is annotated as suppressor of tumorigenicity 14 protein homolog. Lineage: Eukaryota; Metazoa; Chordata; Actinopteri; Perciformes; Cyclopteridae. Bases 192 to 2726 code for a protein of 844 amino acids. Gene Ontology annotation, biological process: complement activation; proteolysis; acrosome reaction. The transcript is spliced from 19 exons. The record is from RefSeq and is a predicted model, not a curated record. Gene Ontology annotation, molecular function: protein binding; serine-type endopeptidase activity. Gene Ontology annotation, cellular component: extracellular region.